Molecule: messenger RNA, 564 nt
Organism: Arachis duranensis
Lineage: Eukaryota; Viridiplantae; Streptophyta; Magnoliopsida; Fabales; Fabaceae
Exons: 1
Coding region: 1-564 (187 amino acids)
Source: RefSeq, a predicted model, not a curated record
AUGGAUAGGGAAGAAAGCCCUUUAAGAGGUGAAGAUAUGUUUGUUGAAGAGAUCAUACGGGCUAGAGUACCAAGAAAUUUCAAAAUCCCUGACAUAGAUCUCUUUAACGGAACAACCGACCCAAGGUAUCAUCUUAACAAUUUCAAAAGUCGGAUGUACCUAGCCAACGCCUCUGAUGCUACUCAUUGCAAAGCCUUCCUGACAACCCUAAUCAAAGUCACAAUGAAGUGGUUUGACAACUUACCUCCCAGGUUGGUAACUUGUUUUGACAACUCGGUGAGAAAGUUUCUUACUAGGUUCUCAAUUCAGAAAGAUAAGGCGAAGCAUGCCCCGAGCUUGCUAGGAGUUAAGCAAGAAAUCAGAGAGACACUCCGAGAUUACAUGGAGAGAUUCAACAAAGCAUUGUUAGAAAUACAAAACUUACCUAUUGAAGCAGUUAUAAUGGGGCUAGUUAAUGGGCUUAAAGAAAUGUCGUUCUCUUUGUCCAUAUCCAAGCGACACCCAGAUUCCUUGUACGAGGUACAAAAAUGGGCAAAAAAAUAUAUCAACAUGGAGGACGACUAA